Molecule: messenger RNA, 2061 nt
Organism: Endocarpon pusillum Z07020
Lineage: Eukaryota; Fungi; Ascomycota; Eurotiomycetes; Verrucariales; Verrucariaceae
Exons: 2
Coding region: 1-2061 (686 amino acids)
Source: RefSeq, a predicted model, not a curated record
AUGGAUCCCUCAACUCGUCAAGAGCGACUGCGAAUGCGCCAGCGCGGAGCUGGAACGCGUCAAAUUAAUGCUGUCGACUUCGGGAUAUCCUUCGAUCCCACUCCAGGACGAUCAGCGCGAAAUAUACCACAGCCUGCCUCUCAGAGGCGUCAAUCGAGAACACCCCUGACUGCGAGGGGUGCACUGAGAAGGCCUUCGAGAACACCAUCAAAAGGACCAGACCCAGCGAAUAAUGCAAGUUCCUUGGGCCAAAACUCUGUCCAGACAUCAGCGCAAUUGCGACCGGAUAUAUACGAUGGACCACUGGAAGAGUCAGAGACGGGGUCACGAAAGAGGAGGAGGUUGUCCAUGGAGCAGGAUAAUGCACAGCUGAUUACACCAGCAACAUCGCAUGCUUCAACCUCGAAUCUUUCUGUGAAUCGGUCUACGUCACGUAGACCAUCGUCUACCCUUCCGAUUGAGAUCGCAGAGGUGGCAGAGCAGUCACAGCACGAAGCGAGUGGUAAAAGUCCAGGAGCAACGGCUGGAGGCAGCCCCGGAGCAAACAAGGAGAAUACAGUCCCUGGGAAUCGUCCCGAAAAGACUCCACGGUCGGUUCUGUCGAGGAAGAUAUCGAGGACAGGAGUAUCUAGUAUCAGAAGCCAGCAGAGCCGUGCCUCAAGAAGCUCGAGUCGUCAAUCUGAUGACGUUUCGCUGUUGUCGGAUGCAGGAGAUGUGGGUUCUGGGGAUGAGGUUUUGGUCGCGGUGCUGGAGGAUAGCGACGACGAGUCUCUAGAUGAAAAUACAGAAGGCAUGUCAUUGAUGACUGCGCAAGGGGAAUUACCAGACACAACCAUGGAGUUGGUGGCAGUCCUGGACGACACCACGUUCAAUGAAGACGGAAUGGAACACCGCGACGUGAUCGACCCAACUCUUCUUACUGAAGGUCAAGCAGAGACGCCGGCUUCUCGGUUGGCCAAUAUCAAGAAAAAGCGGAGUUCGAUUAAGACCCCAAGACAACAAUCAGGGGCACCAAGAGUCUCCCCCGAUACAUUACAGCCAUCAAGCGAUACCUCCGUACAGCAAGCGCAAUCCGACCUUCCGAGUCCGCACCAAGCACAGUCAACACCACACGCCCAUCCCGCCUCCGACGACAGCUUCUACCAAGCCAACCACGAAGACGACGACGAAACCUACCUGCAACCCACCUCACCAGCAAUUCCAACACCAAAGACCGUAGCCAAAAAGCCUGCAAGGAAAAGGAAAGCCGUCACAAACCGCCGCCGCUCCUCCGCUUCCUCCUCAAAAUCCAGCCGGCGCAAGAAAAAAUCCACCGCCUUCCCCAUCCUCACCCACCGCCUGACCAACACCUCCGCUCUCCCAACCAUCACCGAAGAACCCGAUGCCGAACACGAAGCCGAAAACUCCGACACCGGACCGGGCCAACAGCAACAGAAAUCCACCAAAUUUCCCGACCGUCCAACCCCCAACUGCGUAGACGUGCUCGCCCAAUUCUGCCGCGAAGACAUCGAAGCCGCUACCGACAACAUCCGCAGCGGCAGCACCGCCACCAAAAACACAACAGCAGAAGGCCCCAGCAACACCACCAGCCGCGCAACCCACAAACGCAAGCGCACUGCCCUCCAAGCCUUCGCCUCGGAACUCGAAACGCGCCUCUUCACCCUCUCGACUGCAGUCGAGCACCGUCUCUCCCUGGAAGCACGGCUCAAACAGUCCGCGCGGGAGAAGAGCGAGAUGCAGGCUCGAUGGGUGGAGGUGCGGCGGGAGAGGGAAAGGGUUGCGGUGAGGAUGGAUGAGGUGAGGAGGCGGAAGGAGGAGAGGGGAAGAGAGCUGAACGGGGUCAGGGAGCUGAGCGAGAUGCUGUUUCGGACGGAAUUGGAGGUUGAGAGGGGACAGCGGCAGCAGCAGGAGGUGGGGGAUGAGGGCUUGGAGUGGAAAUUGCGGACGGUGGCGGAAGGGGUUAGUGGGAGGGUGGGUGGCGGUUUGCUCGAGAGGGUCAGGGAGUUUAACGGCGUGUUGGAGAGGUUGGUUGGCGUGUUGGAUCAGAGAGGGACUUCAUGA